Neurospora tetraspora is the source of this 4176-nucleotide messenger RNA. RefSeq lists its product as uncharacterized. Bases 216 to 4067 code for a protein of 1283 amino acids. Gene Ontology annotation, molecular function: D-type glycerophospholipase activity. Gene Ontology annotation, biological process: phospholipid catabolic process. The record is from RefSeq and is a predicted model, not a curated record. Gene Ontology annotation, cellular component: intracellular membrane-bounded organelle. The transcript has 3 exons. NCBI's taxonomy places the organism in Eukaryota, Fungi, Ascomycota, Sordariomycetes, Sordariales, Sordariaceae.
UUCAAAUACAAGAUCAACCCUCCUAAAGACAAGCUCACGAUACAUCGCCCAGAGGGUGGUGUCAGACCCAAACAGCCAAAUUUCCCUAUUUCGGCUUUCCCUUACUUGCGCGCAGUAAGAGGCUUGGAGGGCGACGAGGAGGAACAAGAACCACUUGAGCCCCCUCGUAUACUCGAGGAUCCCGCCGGCCGCAGGUACGAAAAAAGAAGUCUCGCAUGAGUGCUUUUGGUGGGCGCCGCAAGAAUUCGGCCUUGGGUUCAAAGGGUGAUCUGAAUCAAAUAGCUCUUGACGCAGCCGCCAAGAAGAGGAAGUAUAUCGAACAGCAGCAGAGGAUUCUGGAAAAGUAUUUGCAAGAGAUGGUUCGUUGGCUCAUGUUCCGGGCAGACAGCAACCGACUCUGUCGAUUCUUGGAGCUUUCUGCUCUUGGAGUCCGCCUUGCUGCCGAGGGAAGCUAUCACGGAAAGGAGUGUUACCUCCACAUUCAGUCCUCCAAAGGGCUCGAUUUCCGGAGGGUCCUGACACCGGGCAAGGUUAUUGCUAGGCACAGCAAGAAGUGGUUCCUUGUUCGUCAGAGUUAUAUCGUUUGUGUCGAAUCGCCGGAGAACAUGAACAUCUACGACGUUUAUCUCGUCGACCCCAAGUUCAAGAUUGUUUCUAAGAAGGACAAGAACAAACACCUCACCGCAAACGGCAAUGAAGGCGAGGAGGAUCUCGAGAAUUUCGACCCAACCACGGCCAAGAAGUCUAAGUCCUCCAAUCACCAUACCCUGAAGAUCAUGACAUCUGAGAGGAAGAUCAAGCUGUUCUCCUCUAGCCAGCAUCUAAUACAGCAGUUCGAGGAAUCCAUUCUGGAGAUGCUCAAAAGUACACCAUGGCAUCAGCAGAAUCGCUUUGGAAGCUAUGCGCCUGUUCGAACUGGCGUAUUCGCCCAAUGGCUUGUCGACGGUCGAGACUACAUGUGGAACGUCUCAAGAGCCAUCAGUAUGGCCAAGGAUGUUAUCUACAUUCACGACUGGUGGCUGAGCCCAGAACUGUACAUGAGGCGACCCGCUUGUAUUAGUCAAAAAUGGCGUCUCGAUCGUCUACUCCAGAGAAAGGCACAGGAAGGUGUCAAGAUUUUCGUCAUUGUCUACCGAAAUGUCGAAGCCGCAGUUCCGAUCGACUCGGAGUACACCAAGUUUUCCCUAUUGAACCUCCACCCUAACAUCUUUGUUCAAAGAUCACCUAACCAGUUCAAGAAGAAUCAGUUCUUCUUCGCUCACCACGAAAAGCUGGUUAUUGUCGACCACGACAUCGCAUUUGUCGGCGGUAUAGAUCUGUGUUUCGGUCGAUGGGACACACCGCAGCAUCCAGUGACCGAUGACAAACCCACCGGAUUCGAGCCUGAUUCGUACAAUCUGCCCAAGGAUGCAGAGCAUUGCCAAAUGUUCCCAGGAAAGGACUACUCAAAUCCUCGUGUCCAGGACUUCGUCAGGCUCCAUGAGCCAUAUGAGGAGAUGUAUGACCGGUCCAAGGUUCCCAGAAUGCCGUGGCAUGAUAUCGCCAUGCAGGUUGUUGGUCAGCCAGCCAGAGAUCUGACCCGCCACUUCGUUCAGAGGUGGAAUUAUGUGAGACGUGGCCGGAAGCCCACGAGGCCUACACCAUUCUUGCUGCCACCUCCUGAUUGCAGCGCAGAGGAACUUGAGGCCGCAGGUUUGAAUGGAACCUGCGAGGUGCAAAUGCUCCGUUCAGCAUCGACCUGGUCGAUUGGUAUCGACGAGACCGAACACAGCAUCCAGUCAGCAUAUGUCAAGAUGAUUGAGGAGUCUGACCACUUUGUCUACAUGGAGAACCAGUUCUUCGUAACCAGCACGGAAACACUGAACGUGAAAAUCGUCAAUCGUAUCGGCGAUGCUCUGGUUGAGCGCGCUAUCCGUGCGCACGAAAAGGGCGAGGACUGGCGCGCGGUCAUUAUCAUCCCUUUGAUGCCAGGCUUCCAAAACGAGGUCAAUGAUCAAGACGGAACCAGUGUGCGUCUGAUUCUGCAGUGUCAGUAUCGGAGUAUCUGCCGCGGAGAACAUUCCAUCUUUGGCCGUCUUAGGGCUGCUGGCAUUAACCCGGAGGACUACGUCCAGUUCUUCAGUCUGCGUCAAUGGGGUAAACUUAAGAACAACACCCUGACGACCGAACAACUCUACAUCCAUGCCAAGUGUAUCAUUGUCGAUGACCGUAUUGCCUUGAUCGGAUCAGCCAACAUCAAUGAGCGGUCUAUGCUUGGCAAUCGUGAUUCGGAAUGUGCGGCGGUUGUUCGUGACACUGACAUGAUUUGGUCCACCAUGGGUGGGAAGCCUUACCAGGUUGGCCGUUUUGCUCACACCCUGCGUCUCCGACUGAUGAGGGAACACUUGGGCUUGGAUGUCGAUGAGAUUCAAGAGGAAGAACGUCAAGCAGAGCUUGACGAGGCCGAAGCAAGAGCUGAGAUGGAACAGCGCACGGAACACCACAUGGAGCAUCCGAACUUGGAACAUCGCGACUUCAAUGACGACUCAGAAGAUUCCAUGGUCCCUGAGAGCUCGUCCAGGAGACGGAGGUCAUCGCAUAUGUCGUCUCAUAUACUACCGAGCACGCCGCCGCCGCCGCAACUCCCUCGUCAUAGAGCGCAUAGUUUCAAUCAUGACGUUGAGAUGCAGGAACUCCCAAGGCCGGACUCCAAGGGCAAAUCUGUUGCCGGCAGAGAAGGGCAUGGGCAUGGGCAUGUUGAUGAGAGGCACAGAAGGGACGUGGAAGGACUGGGACCUGAUCAUUGGAAGCUUGCGCAAAUGCAAGGUACCGAUGAGGGCAGAGACUCUGUCGUAGUGAAUGGCCGUGAAGUGCUGGUCCACGAUAUCGCUGCGGAGGGCAGAGGUACUCUCGACAGCCCGCAUGAGCCCCACGAGCUUCACAUUCGGCCUCACGAUGCUGCCUCUCUUUCUGGAAGCAUCGGCAACGAGUAUAUGCCGCCAAUGCCGCCGUUUAAUAGACGGACUACGGAGCAACUUGGUCUUCCCAGAGCCAACCAAUUGCCUGUCUUGCCUGUUGUGGACGAUACUGACAUUGGUGGACCGCCUGUUCAGAUCACAGAAAAUGGGACUCUGUCUCACAGCCAGAUCGCCAUGAACAUCGAGCUCGCCAACAUUGACAAAGACUGCAUGCGUGAUCCUCUCAAUCCAAACUUCUAUGAUGAUGUUUGGUCUCGCGUCGCUGAGAAUAACACCAAGAUUUUCCGCCGCGUCUUCCACACCAUGCCAGAUUCUGCCGUAACGAACUGGGCCGAGUACAAGGAGUUCAAGGCUAACGAGCGGGAGUUCAAGAAGCAGUUCGAAGGUGGCAAGACGAGCGAGGAAGUCAAUGAGAAAAACGGAGUGGCUGCUGAGCAUGCGCAGACCAGUGCCGGGGCCGGUAUCGGCGCACCUGGUCCAGCUCAGCUCACCAAGAGCUUGACGGAGAAGCUGGUCACUCCUGUCUCCAAGCUUAGCGGCGGUGGUGACAUGGGCGCUCGGGAACGCACCGGGUCAACCACUACCUUGGACGAGAAUGGAGCCACGAAGGACCACGCCCGCAAGGCUCAGACCUUUCCACUCGACGCUGAGAAGGUCGCGAUGUUGGCGGCAUCGCAGAACAGCGGCGAACGCCCGCCCACAGCAACGCCCAAAGACAGCGCUGAUUCGAACCACAACGACACCAGCGGUGGCUCCACCACAACCAUGGCCGACAACAGCAACGCGAUCCCCAACACCAACGGCAGCGCCGCCGCAGUGUCCUCCGAUAACACAGCAACCGCAUCUGCGACGGGUGUCACAGGUGGUGCUGGUGUCAAGCCAGCCGCCUCUACCAGGCAGCAGCGUCGUAGGGCGAACACUGGCCGUAGUAAACGCGGGUACAAUCCUUUCGACGCGCAGACUCUAAACCCGGCAGAGGCCGAGGAGACGCUGAGGCUGACCCAGGGCACGUUGGUCCAGUUUCCGUAUGACUGGCUGGUUACGGAGGAGAAUAACGGGAAUUGGUUGUUCCAGGUUGAUCAAGUGGCGCCGUUGCAGAUUUAUAACUAAAUCUUUUAUUGUCCUGCUACUCAACGGUGGUGGACUUCCCAGCCGACAGCCGGAAUCCAACAAAAACAUAUAUGCUUCCUCCUCCUGUUCUCACAUACUCACCUACCGU